AUGCGCUGCCACAAAGUGCUCCGGUUUGUUUUCUUUGUACCAAUAUCGCUUGGUAGUCCAGUGCCUUCCUAUACAUCGAAAGAAGCUCAGGAUGUCCCAGACAUCUUUAACAAGCUAUUCAACACAUCCACAAGUCACGCUCCCUUCAGCACGGACAUAUAUCAAGAGCUAUCUCAGCUCCAAGCCAGGAUAUCGGAUAUUGCAACAGGCAAAAUCAAGCCAAUUUCAACCAUCGAAGAAGGUCUCUCAGUCCUUUCCUCAAUUCCACACGACAACAACCGAACAAGCCUUCAAAACGCCAUCGACAUAGUAUCCCUAGGUCUAGUCCCAUCAAGCAUCACCGACAUUCUCAACGGCAUAACAAACCACGAAAUAAACUCCAUAACUAACAACAACACGAAGAACCCAACCCCACGGAUCCACCCAACAAGAUCGUUCGGAGACGCACCCUACGACAUCCCCGAAGAAACACUCCGCAGCGCAAUUUACAUCCCCCCAACCUUUUCCUACGGCGAAAACAACAGAAUCCCCGUCCUCCUAGUCCCAGGAACCGCCGAUCCAGCCGGCAGCACCUACUACUUCAGCUACGCGAAACUUUUUACCGCAAACCCACACACAGACCCAGUAUGGGUCAACAUCCCAGACAACUCGCUGGGUGACAUCCAAAGCAACGCGGAGUACGUUGCAUACGCAAUAAACUACAUCUCGGCGCUCUCGCAGCGUCCGAUUGGGGUCCUAACCUGGUCGCAAGGCAGCAUAGACGUGCAAUGGGCGCUGAAAUACUGGCCGUCGACACGAGUCGCGGUAAGCGAUUUCAUGGCUGUGAGUGGUGAUUUCCACGGGACGCUUCUUGCGACGCUGUGCGUGUUCGCCAAGCCGUUUUGUUCGCCGGCUGUGCAGCAGCAGGCUGACGAGCGUGUACUCUGGAAUGACUUUAUUGUUCAACCUCAGAGUGGGGAUUGGGCCUCUGCGGCCCUGGGGGAUGUGCGUGGGGUUGGGGUGUCAAAUGUACAGGUGCAGGUUGCUUGUGCAGGAGGUGCUGCCGGGGGUUCUUAUUCACAUUCGGCUAUGUUGGUUAAUCCGUUGGCGUAUGCUUUGUUUGUUGACGCUUUGGUUCAUGAUGGGCCUGGGAAGUUGGAGAGGAUUGACCUUGAUGCUAUUUGCGGGGAGUCUCUUGCGCCUGGUUUGGAUGUGGAUGAUUUUUUGGGCAUCGAGGCUGUGUCGAAUGUGAUUGGGGUGCUGGAUGUGUUGUUGUAUGGGUAUAAUGGGAAUGAGGAGCCAUCGCUUAGGGACUAUGUUCACCACUAG
Penicillium mononematosum is the source of this 1308-nucleotide messenger RNA. RefSeq lists its product as uncharacterized. The transcript has 2 exons. Lineage: Eukaryota; Fungi; Ascomycota; Eurotiomycetes; Eurotiales; Aspergillaceae. The record is from RefSeq and is a predicted model, not a curated record. Bases 1 to 1308 code for a protein of 435 amino acids.